AUGUGCGGGGCGCGCAUAUCGUGUUGUUCUCGCGUGGGCGUACACUUCGCUCUUCCGCGAGGCCGCGGCCAGCUUGUUUGCACCGCGAGGCGAACGUUCCCGCGCCCGUCGGCGACUGCGGUCCCCGAACAAGGGCGGGGCGGGGCGCCGACGAAGAUGGAUGCCAGCGUGGACCCCGAGUUCAUGAAGAUGGCGCAGGAGCAGAUGGCCAAGCUACGCCCGGAGCAGAUGCGUGCCAUGCAGGAGCAAAUGGCGCGGAUGUCGCCCGCACACAUGGCACAGGCACAGGCGCAGCUCAAGAACAUGACGCCGGAGCAGAGGAGGCAGGCCGCGGAAGCGAUGAAGAACAUGAACGAGGACGACAUCACGAAGGCCACGGCCCAGGCCCAGCAGUACAUCUCCUCGCAGUCGCAGCAUUUGCUUGACGGCGCCGAGCAGCUCAAGAGGGACGGCAACAGCCUGUUCCAGCAAGGCAGGUACGACGACGCCAUGUCCAAGUACAGGCGGGCGCGGCAGAACUGCGACGGCGACAAGAGCGACCGCGCGCGGACCAUCGAGACCGCGUGCCUGGGCAACAUCGCCAACUGCCAGCUCAAGCUCAACCGCCACGCUGAUGCCGCCAGCACGUGCACAACCCUCCUGAGCAAGCACGGCGACAACGCCAAGGGCUACUACCGCCGCGGUAUCGCGCGGCUGGCCCUGAACCAGCGGCAGGCCGCGGUCGAGGACCUGGAGCAGGCCAAGCGGCUGUCCCCCGGCGACGAGACGGUCAGUGCCAAGUUGGAGGAGGCACGGGCGGCGCUGGAGCGCGAGGGCGCGGGGGCGGCGCCCGCGGCUACGGAGGAGGCAGAGGGGAGCGUGGCGGACGCGGGCACGCAGGGCGCCGAGGCUGCGGCGGCGGCGAGCGCGGGCCUCGGGAACAGCCAGGCGCGCAACAUUGCCGAGCAGCUGAAACGCGACCCCGCGAUGGCGCGGAAGGCAGCGGAGUCGCUCAAGAACAUGUCGGACGAACAGAUCGAGGCGCUCCUGAAGCAGGGAACCCUGGGCCCGGGUAUGACGGAGGGCAUGUCGCCGGACCAGGUCCGCAUGGCUGCGACGAUGAUGUCGUCGAUGUCGCCAGAGGAGCUCGCGUCGUACGCGUCGAUGGCGGAGGCGAUGCGCGACGGCGGAGCGCCGGCCGCGAGCGGCGGCGCGUCGGGAGCGGUUCCGCCGCAGAGCACGGCUCGGAUGGCGGAGGAGGCGAUGAAGAACCCGAAGAUGGCGGAGGCUGCGGUGAAGAUGAUGUCGAGCAUGCAGCCGGAGCAGCUCAAGCAGAUGCUGCGCAGUCAGGGCCUGGACGCCUCCGACGCACAGGUGGAUGCGCUGCGGAAGGUGUUCUCAUACGUCAAACCCCACCACCUGCAGUGGCUGACGCGGGCCGCGGGCGUGGCGCGCAAGACGGCCCGCGUGGCCACGCACCGCGUCACGCUGGCGCUCCUGGCGCUGCUGGCGGCGUACGUCCUCUACUCGUGGUACAUGCGGUCGGUGAGUGCGAGCUACGCGGCGGCCACGGCCAUGCAGGACCGGCUGCGGAAGGCCGGGGAGAAGCUGAUGAAGGUCGACCCCAGCGGGUGGGUGCACGACGACUUUUGA
Molecule: messenger RNA, 1632 nt
Organism: Pedinophyceae sp. YPF-701
Lineage: Eukaryota; Viridiplantae; Chlorophyta; Pedinophyceae
Source: the annotation of a GenBank genome assembly